UUGAUUCAUCCAUUUCGAAUGAUAUUUCAUUGAAUACAAACAAUGAUGAUAAUCGUCGAAUAUUGCAACGUUUAUUAGAUCUUUUGAAAGGAAAUCCAAAAAUGAAAAAAUAUUAUCUCAUUGCUGGAUUCAUGUUCAUUUUCGGUUUCCUCAUCAAUAUGGUCAUUUUUGAUCCUAUACUUGAUUACAUUCUUGAAUGGCAAUUUCAAUUGAAUCCUGGUAAUUUAUUCCUUUCAAUGGGAUGGCUGUCACCACCAAUAUCGUUAUAUGUUCAUAUUUAUCUAUUCGAUAUACGUAAUCCACAACAAUAUCUUGAUGGUGCACGACCAAAUAUCAAAGAAAUUGGACCAUUCAUAUUUCGUGUUGGACGUAAACGUAGAAUAAAUGAAUGGACUGAACAAACAGUUAUAUUUAAUGAAGAAUUUGAUGCUGAUUUGAUGAUUGAUGAAUCAUAUCCAGUUAAUAUAACAAUGAAUAUGAUUAAUGCACCAAUAUUGUGUACAGUGUCGUGGAUAUAUUAUUGGAUGAAAUAUUAUCGAAUACCUUUUAUUGAACCAAUCAUACAGAAUGUAGUGGCCAUUUCAUUACAGGUAUUUGGUGAACAUUUAGUUAGUGAAACAACACCAUGGGAAAUAUUAUUUGGUCGUCCAGUAAAUAUAUUACGUUUUCUUGAUAAAAUUCUUUCACCAAUAAAAUCAUUAAAUUUACCAUUACCGGAUUUCGGUCAAAUGCUUUCAACAUUUGGUAAUUAUAAACUUACAAAUCAUUCAUUCAGUAUUAUUGGAUUAUUGAUGAGCAAUGAAUUCGGUCCAUUGGAACAUUAUCGCCGUAAUUAUGGUCGAUUUAAAACAAAUGAAGUACGAAGUAUUCUUGGACAAACAGAAUAUGAAAAUUAUAAACGGCCAUGUAGUUUCAUACAUGGUUUAGAUCUUAUGUAUUUUGGUAUACAUGCAGCCGAUAGUGUUAAUGGUAGUCGUCUGGAUCUUUAUUUUCAACAUUUUUGCCGAAGUUUUCCAAUAAUACGUCAAGGCUUUUAUUGGACCCAUGGUAUACGUAUUGCACAUUAUGAAAUAUGGCAAAAAAUGUUUGAUAUGCGACAACGUGAAAAUCAUUGCUAUUGUUUUAAUGAUCGUACAUUAAAUGAAUGUGAUGGCCAUGUUGAUAUGUCUGGCUGUUUUAGUGGUUUACCCAUUGCAUUGAGUUUUCGCCAUUUUUAUGGAUCUCGAAUAUUGAAUCGUGAAACAUUAGGAUUUCAACCACGUUGGGAUGAACACGGUGGCCAUAUUGAUAUUGAACCUACAUUAGGUCUACCAUUAGAAAUUAAUCUACCAUUUCAAUAUAAUAUAAUGACAAAAAAUCUACCUAGAUUUGGUCAAUUAAGUAAUAUACAAUCAAGAUUGAUGCCAUUCUUUGCAUUUCAAGUGAAAGCAAAAUUAGAUGGCAUACUAUUCGUUGGCAUAUUAAUCAUGGCAUAUGUAGUCAAUUAUCUUAAAUAUCUAUUUGCUAUCGGUGCUUUAACAUUAUCGUUAUUUUGUUUUUUUCGUUUUUUUUAUUAAUUGAUUGAUGGAAAAAAAAAAAUUUGAAAAUUCUGAAAAAAAACAACCUGCAUGGAAACAAAACAAAAAAAAAUUCAAUUUAAAGAAUUUAAUUUAUUUUUUUUAUUGCAAAUCAAUAUUCCACAAGUUAUCAUGCCCCAUCAGACCAUCAGAAUAAAAAUCGAUUCAUGAGAGUGAA
Molecule: messenger RNA, 1734 nt
Organism: Dermatophagoides farinae (American house dust mite)
Lineage: Eukaryota; Metazoa; Arthropoda; Arachnida; Sarcoptiformes; Pyroglyphidae
Product: lysosome membrane protein 2-like
Cellular component (GO): cytoplasm; membrane
Molecular function (GO): scavenger receptor activity
Source: RefSeq, a predicted model, not a curated record